AUGGGUCUUGUCUUGGCACUGGGACUCUCAGGUUGCACCACGGGUGCUAUUAUAGGAACAACUUUCGGUAUCGCAGGAACAGCCACCGCAAUUGGAACAACUGCGGUAGUAGCUUCUGAUCGCCGUCCGAUUCAAAUUCAAUUCAAAGAUCGCCAAACGUCUAAUCAGAUUCAAAGAGCAGUCAACAGAGAAUUUCCUCACUCACACAUUGAUUUAAUCGUUUAUAAUCAACGUCUUUUAUUGACUGGAGAAACCCCCGGUUCUGCUGAACGCAAAGCCAUUGAAUUGUUUGUCAAAAAGAACUCAGGAGAGCAUAUCAAGAAAGUGAUUAAUCAAAUUGCGAUCGGGGACAAUGCGUCUUCUAAUCAAAAUGCCAAAGAUGGAUGGAUUACAACAAAAGUACGUACCCACUUUACAACUAACCUCAAAAUCCCAGAAAACUCCAUUCAAAUUGUCACUUCUCGCAAUGAAGUUUAUCUCAUGGGACUCGUCACCUCAGACGAGGCAGAUAGAGCAGCAAAAGUGGCUUCAAAAGUUCGUGGGGUGACACGGGUUAUCAAAGUAUUUGAAGAAUACGUUCCAAAACACAAAAACCCUUAA
Messenger RNA from Globicephala melas (long-finned pilot whale), 600 nucleotides. RefSeq names its product outer membrane lipoprotein DolP-like. The record is from RefSeq and is a predicted model, not a curated record. Gene Ontology annotation, biological process: response to osmotic stress. NCBI's taxonomy places the organism in Eukaryota, Metazoa, Chordata, Mammalia, Artiodactyla, Delphinidae. Gene Ontology annotation, cellular component: outer membrane-bounded periplasmic space.